CACAUUAAGAUGGCAGACCAGAGGCAGCGGUCACUCUCUACCUCUGGAGAAUCAUUGUACCAUGUCCUAGGGUUGGACAAGAAUGCGACCUCAGAUGACAUUAAAAAGUCGUAUAGGAAACUUGCAUUGAAAUAUCAUCCGGACAAGAAUCCAGAUAAUCCAGAAGCUGCAGACAAAUUUAAAGAGAUCAACAAUGCUCAUGCCAUAUUGACUGAUGCCACAAAACGAAACAUAUAUGACAAGUAUGGCUCAUUGGGGCUUUACGUAGCAGAACAGUUUGGAGAGGAGAAUGUGAAUACUUACUUUGUGCUAUCCAGCUGGUGGGCAAAGGCUCUCUUUGUGUUCUGUGGGCUCAUCACGGGCUGCUAUUGCUGCUGCUGCCUGUGCUGCUGCUUUAACUGCUGCUGUGGAAAGUGUAAACCUAAACCUCCUGAAGGUGAUGACCAGGAAUACUACGUUUCUCCAGAGGACUUGGAGGCGCAGUUACAAUCGGAUGAGAAGGAGGCCGCGGACACACCUAUUGUGAUACAGCCAGCAUCAGCCACAGAGACAACUCAGCUCACAGCCGAUUCCCACCCCAGCUACCAUACCGAUGGAUUUAACUAAAUUUUAAAAAUGCUGUAACUAGAAUGGAUAAAUCAGUACCUGGCCAAUUCAACAUUAGAAUCAUGAACAGUAGAAAUAGUGAAUGGGGAGGGAGUAACUCCUGUCACAAUGGAAGGGCAGCCGCUGACCUGCCGAGAAUAUUUUGUAAUCUCUUCAGCCUUUUCUGUUACCUUCAAUGUCGUAUCUUGAUGAUACAUGAAGUGCUGUAGCAUGCAGUAUUUAAAGCAGUUUAGCUACGGUCUUCCUUGUUUCUUUUUUUUAUAUAGCAUGUUUGGGAUUACGUUCAAUGUAUGUCCGUGUUGUAAAUGUAUCGAGGAGUUACCACAUUAAGAGUAUGAUGGAGACAUUCUGCAGUCUCAGCAGGGGUACCAGCCUAAUUUUGUUUUUCCUCAGACCAAGAAGAUAAACAAAAAUCAAUGAGAAGCCAUCUGCUUCCAUACGCUUGAACUGUGAUGACCUUAAAAAAGAAGGGAGUGGGUUCAUCAUUUUCUAGCAAAUGCAAGAGUACUUUCCCUCUCCCCAAACCUGUCUAACAAAGGGGCCAAAAUCAGAGACAUUUCCAGGUGGGGAUUUUCUGGUUGGCUCAAGUCUUUCCCAUUUUCCUCUUUACAUUUCUAUUUGUACUCUUCAGCCGCCCAAAUGAUGAACAGCUCCUGACCCUCAGAAAACUGCUAUAUUUUGAAGGACUCUUGGAACAUGUAAAAAUUACUCUUUAGAAAGCAUUGCCCAUUGUGUUCCUGUGAUGUAUUGUUUGCACAUGAUCUGUUCAGCCUUGUUUACUUCACACUAUAGUAGUUCUCCCCCCCACCCCCGCCCCCCAACCCCCCUCAGGUAAAUUUGUUGCAGAAACUGUAAAAAAAAAGAGUUCCUUUUUGGAUAUCAGAACCAAGUUAUGUGUGAGCAGUGUUUGAAACUGUGGUCUUCUGUAUUGGUAUUUGACUUUAGGGGCUUUUCUUUGAGUUAUUCCAAAAGCGUUUGCUCUAUAGUGUGACUAUCAGUGGUAUUUUUAGGGUUAUUUUUGUAUAACAGAUUCCACUAAAGGGAAUUUGAAAUUGGCAGGGAGAGAAGGGGUCAGAGUGCAUCACAGCAGUUACACACUAUACACCUACACUUGAAGUCGGAACUGCAGUCUGUAGUGAUUUCUGGUUUGGUUAAUUUGCUAAUUCCAUGCUGUCCUCUCAUAUUUCAUCUUUUCAUUUCAUGUUCCUCUGGUCAGCAUUCCCUGUUGCAAGCCUGGUUAGUAGGACUCUCUUCACCAGGUUUAAGGAAUCACUUUUGAGAAACACAAGGCACUUUGUUUGGAUCGCCAUUGGUGCUAGAAACUCUACCACAAGCCCCACUUGACACAGAUUCCUCAUUGAGGAUCCAAUUUACACUCUUCUUAGAUAUAGAAGAAUUACCAUCUGGAAAAUGUUCCCGGCCUACCGUUGCCCACAUUUAGUUGAUGUAAAAGGUCCAAGAAGAUGUGGUUUGUAAAUUUGCAUUGUUGAGCAGAAAUGAAACAAAACAUACCUAAAACCCGUUAUCCAGAGAGAGAACUCUUUGGGGGUAUCUGGGUAACUAUAGAAUGCACUAGUUCUUGGAUUACCAAAAAGCAAUGGAGGUGGCCAAUUUAUUGGAUAAAAUUGUAUUCCAGUUUGUCAAACUGGAUUUUUCAAUUGCAUUUUCAGCUCUCUUAAAAACUGCAUCCUAUGUUCAGCAAUCUUUUGGUCAUUCCAGUUCUGUUAAGCACUGAUGUUUCACUCUAGAAAAUCAACAAAUAAUAUUAGAUAGUUAUAGAUGGACUCUUCAGAUUAAUGUGUCAGGUCUUGAUUAAUAUGCUUUUAACCAAAUUCAUUUCAUUUGUUGUAUGUGCCCGGUUAACGGAAGCUGGGAGAGAAUAUUUUGUGUGUCUUUGCCAGUAGGUUCUCAUGGAAAUCUGUUCCAAAACCCUGGUGAAUCUGUGCAGUGAUCAGGUUGGGGGACUUGUCUUUCAAGAAACCAAGAGGUCAGAUACUUAUGUUGCUGUUUUGAUCAUAACAUUGACUCCUCCUGGGGAAAGUUAAUGUUGCAUUUUUCAUGGAAUUCUGAACCACAGUGCCAAGCAAGUUCUCCUGGAUCAUCCCGGAGGUAUGUUUCCCAAGACCAUUGAUUAGUUGGACUGAUUCUUUUUUCUCUUGGUCCAGAUCUCCUACUGAGAAGCACGAGGGAGUUUAAAGCAUCAGACAGGCCUCUGUCCUCCCAGGGAAAACAAGGGUGACAGCACCAGCUAUUGGACGUAAAUUUUACAGCACAAUUUCCCAAUAGAUGUGGCUAACAGCCUCACCUUUGGUUGAGAGGGGGUGAGAUUGGGGAGGUGGAGGAAAUUUUGAUUAUUUUAUAAUUCUUGCCAAAAUGUCAUACCUUAGCUAGUUUAAAACAUCUGACUGCAGCUCCGAAAGGUCCAGCUGAGAUCGAGAUGAUUUAUUCUUUGAAAACUUUUCAAGGAUAAAUGUUGUGUAGUGCUGGUUGACCCCGACAGCAUGCCGUCCCCCUGUGCGAAUUCCAACAAAUCAUGCUGAGGAGAUGUGCAAUAGGGAGACCUCAAUAGUAUAAAAAUUGGUAUAAGUACUUGGUAAUUGGUAAGAGCAUGCAUAAGCCUUCGUCACUAUAUUCAUCUUUGGAGUUGGUUUUGAAAGCGAAUCAAUCUCAGUGACCCUUCAUGCUGGUUGCACUAGUAUAACUUCAAUAGGAGGGCUUUGUUUUAACUAAACACUAAACAACAAGAAAUGUCUGCAUCCACUCUCUUGAGUCACCAGAAGUGUAUGCAGUCAUCUUUGUCCUCUAAAAGGCCAUCACUACAAUAGGUAGUUAGGGGCUAAUUUUAAAUCCAUACAGUUUAUUUCUGUUCUUUAAAAGAUGGAAAAUUCAUAAGGGAAUUUAAUUUUAGUCCACCCUAAAAAGAGGAAUAUGAUGGAAUGGCCCGGGAAGCUGCUGGGCUAUUUACUAACACAGGGGGAUGUUGCAGCUUCAGUUCCAUUAAAAUCCAUCGUAAUACUAUAUCAGAAAAAGUACACUGGAAGUGGUUUUCUUCCAGAGCUGCUCAGAACAAAAUUCAAAUUUUCAAUUUAAAAUUAAAUCUUGAAAAAGUAGAAGGAACUCUGAUGUAAUAAAUGGUUAUGAUCCUUCUACUGCUGCAGGAGAAAUACAGAUAUCAGGUCUUGGUAGUUAGAAGAAGAAAGUCAUUUUCAUUGAUUUUGUAGAAGACUAUAGUCUAUGUUACAAGUGGCUUUGCCACAGAGCACUUUCCCCUUCCCACUGAAUAGAACUUUGUAGUUCAUCUGUAAGGAUGGGGUGUUGGCUACAACUUUUAAUUUCUGGAUUUUCGAUUAGUGUCAGGGGGAUCCUAAUUUUUUUUUAACAUAGAUAAGGUAAUUCAUUAGAACUUAAAGACUCAGAGGACCCUUUUCCUUGUGUGUCAAAGUAGGUUGCCAUAUUCAUUGUCCGGUUUUACAAAUACAAUUUUAAAAAUAUUAAAAUGUGUGGGAGGAUGGAGACGUGUAGAAUUUACGGCCAUUAAUUUUUUUUCACAUCAGAAUUUAGUAGAGGAAUAAUGGCUUCUGGGCCUUGAACCACAAUGUGCCAAGAUUCAGCCAUGGCCCUGGGCCCCAGAUUUACAAACGGUCAAUAUUUCUGUUAAAACUGGAAUUGUGGUCUGUGUCCUAAACUGGCAUGAAUUGCCAAGGCUGAGAAAUGCAACUGCUGGCAAACUCAAGGCCCCUGAUUGCUGUCUGAGGUGCAGAAUGUUUCCUUCCAAAACUUGAAGCUUUAAUUUAAACAAGAAGCAGCCUUUUCUCUUGUGCUUUGUUAGCAUCAACCCUGAGCUUUGCGUUGUAUUAAAGUUCACCACCUUGUAUUUGCAGUCUAUUUACAGGGGGUGUGGGUUUUGGAGUGUCAACUUGAAAAAAUACUUAAAAACCCGAAUCUUAAAAGCCGCUAAAUAAAAAUUGUUAGCAAGGUGAGGACCCGUGAAUAUAUGCAAAUUUAAUCCCUCUAGUGCUUAAAAUGGUGGGAUUUUGAGACUACAUCUUGGGGCCGACCAUGCUUGCUAGUCUUUUAGAAGAGAAGCACUGCAUUCUCUAACUCCACUCUGCUGCUUAAUAUCAGUCAAUGCUUUAACAAAAAAAAAAAGGCCAUUUUUGCUAGUGACCAAACUUCAGUUGAGGCAGCUGAUGUUCCAUUCUUGAGGAUGUGGAAGCCCCACUGAUUCUGGCCCAUAAAGCCAGGAGUAGUUUUCCUUGAAGUGCACUAAGUGGCUUGCACCUGUGUUAGAAAUUGGUUUUAUUUUUUGUUGGUUAACUGUGUAGAAAAUGGUUUAACUGAAUUUGUAUAUAGACUUGUUUGUGUAAGCGUCUUGAUGACGAAGUCUAAUAUUAUGUAGAUUUCUAUUUCCACACAGUGAUGUUUUAGAUCCAUAUUCUCUUUUUAGUCUUAUUUUUAGCUUUGUAAUGUUUAUAAACUGCUUUAGAUAUUAGUGCUCAUAGUGUUCUUUAACCUUUCUGAAGCUCUCUGAAUUGGACCCAAUCAGCAGUACAAGUCAAACCUAUUUAGGAAAAAUGUUGCAGAACAAGGCUUGAGGGAAGAAGCUCUUCGUCGUAAAACGGAGGUGGGGUUGACAAUAAUGUUAAACGUCCUAUUUAAUGAAAGGUGCCCUUACCCCUAACCAGAUCAUGUUAUAAAGCCCAUCUGGUGAUUUAUACUUCCGUUCUGAGUUCAAUCGCUUUUUACCCCUCAGCCUCCCUCCUUUUCCUCAUCUGCGCCUCCCCCUCAUAUCCUUUGCCCAUUGCACAGUGAUUGGCUCAGCACGUUCGUUGACCAACUCCACUUUCAACCUCCAGUUUGUUGCUAAACAGGACAGUGAUGCCUUAUGGCAGUGAAGCCACUGCUUUGUGAAGCCUCUCUUCUGUGAGAUUGCAAAUCCGACUCCAUCCCUAAAGCAGAGCUCUGCCCGGAGACUGGUGUGCAAUCUUUAGAAAGCACGCCAUUAAACUGAAGAAAUUAAGCCCUACAGGGAUUUCUCGAGAAGGAGAGGUCGGCUGUCUCAGCAAAAUUGCUUCAAUUCUGGGAGGGCUGCCCGGGAAAUUUCACAGACAGUGAUUCAUACAAAACUACUGGUACAUAGGCAGAUAGUCUGUCCGAAAUGGGGGUGGAGGAAAGGGGCUGAAACGACUCGAUGGCACUUGUCCCUGCAAGACAAUCUUGGAAAAUGCCCCCCUGCGUGAUUUAGGAUUUAUUAUGUAACCUUUAAAGGUGGGGGAAUUGAAUUCUCUGGGGAUUUUUAGUCUGUGAAAAGGAGGGUGAUGACCCAAAAGACAAGCUGGCUUUUCUUCACUGUUUCACCCCCCAGCAUGAAGUGAUUUUGUUGUAGCAUUUGUCAUCCUUGUGCAUUCAGCCGUUGGUGUAUAUGUGGCCAAUUCUGAAUCCUCUCAGCUGCCAUCAGACGGUCACUAAAGAUUGUCCAGAGAGUUGGUGUGUUCUAGCCUAACUCUCUUUUUAAACAAAAGAAAUAGAAGGCGACCAUUGGAAGGAGGUUUGGAGGGAGAGAGUUGGGAAUCCCUGGAAUGAGUGAGUUGUGAGCCAAUGUGAAGGAGGUACUUUUGCUGAUCCUUCUAAUAUUUAGAGGUACGAAUGCAUAAAUACAGAUCUCUGGGGGAAUUUUUGUUUAAAUCUGGCACCUGUGGGAUUGGCAGUAUGAGUUCUUUCCCUGUCAGUUGCAAAGGAAAGUUCAAAACACAUGCUGUAGGUGUGGAAUUGUGGUAUUGUGUAUCUGUGUUGUGUGUACAAAUGUGUAAUAUGAUAUAUUUAUACAACAGGUGUGGCAUUUCUGCUGGGGAAAUUUGGCUCCCAAAACUACUCCUUUGAACCCUUAACUUGAAAGUAGAGUCAGUCAGUUGUAUUUAUUGACUGCUUAUGGUGUGCAGCGCUCUGUACUAAGCACUUGGGGAGAGUACAAUACAACAAUAAGGGAAUGGCAUUUUGGGUCCCAGGCCUAAGCUUUCUUCUGCCAGCUGCAGAAGGGCAAAAAAGGGAAAACUAGAUUAAAAUAUUUUUAAAAAGAUCCAUAGCCUGUUGUGUAAAUGAAAUGUGGUUGAAUGAGAGAUCAUUCUAUCACCAAGGUAAAAUCCCAUUUUCAACUUGCUUGUGGAGUCCCUGGAGAUCUCGCUGUGAUUAGAAUAAAUGCAUCUUGAACAUGAACUGUUCAGUCCCGUUUUCUGUUGCCUAGCCCAAAUGCGCUAUUUCCUCAUAAGAAAGAGGUAUUUGAGAUGAGAGUGGGACAGGCCCAGCUGCAAAGUACAAACCAGAAAUGAAGCAUCCCACAUUGGUGACUGUCCCUCGAAAACCAUCCAUUUCCUGCUCAGUUUUGGUGGAGAGCACAAACCAACCCCCACCUUCCCGGGUCUGGUGGCCUUGCCUCAAUUAAACGGCACAAAACACAGAGCAUUUCCUCGUGAGUUACCAGCAUGACAGAACACGAAAGCCUCAGCAGUGGUUGGAAGCCUUUUCCUUUAAUAUUGAAACCCAUUUUCGGACUGUCAGGCUAAAUAGAGAAGCCCUGAAACUUGCCACUUGACAACAAAAUUUUAGGUGUUGACAUUCUUUUAUUUGAUGCUUUUGUCCCACGUAAGCCACCGACAGUCCUGUCUCCUCUUGCCCUGUCCCCCUUUUGGGAUGGGGAAAGAGAAAAGGGCUUGGAUUUCCAUCAUCCCAUAACUAUCUGAAACAGGAGUAGUAGUUUGGGGGCAGGGCGGGCGUUGCACGGAAGCGCAGCCCUGAGAGAAGCGAUUCAAGGUGGACUUUAUGGGGAAGAUGUAAUGAGAAUGAAUUUUGCAUUGUAUUUCAACUCUGGGGAAAGGGAAAAACUUAUGUUAAAAAAUAGCAAUGUAAAAACAAUCUAAGAAUAAACGCAUCUGAAAAGCGAUUAUAUAUAUUAUAGACAUAUAUAUUUUGUUAUGUUACUAAAGGACCAUAGUUUGAGUUGUAUGUAAGUAGAUGUGGCAGUUAGAACCUCGUGGAUUGAACACUUGAUACUACUGAGCUCCUGUACAUACAUAAGGUUAAAGCCGAAGGAAUUAUUUUAUGAUUUAGCAUGGUAAUUUAUGUAUUGUAUGUCUGAAUAUAAAACUAAAAUAAAGAUUGCUAAAUUAUCUGAAACCACUGUUGUAAAAUAAAUGUUUUCAAUGCA
Messenger RNA from Tachyglossus aculeatus (Australian echidna), 7807 nucleotides. RefSeq names its product DnaJ heat shock protein family (Hsp40) member C5 (gene DNAJC5). Lineage: Eukaryota; Metazoa; Chordata; Mammalia; Monotremata; Tachyglossidae. The record is from RefSeq and is a predicted model, not a curated record. The coding region runs from base 10 to 606 and encodes 198 amino acids. Gene Ontology annotation, biological process: regulation of synaptic vesicle cycle. The transcript is spliced from 4 exons. Gene Ontology annotation, cellular component: presynapse; intracellular membrane-bounded organelle; membrane.